AUGAUAAUAGAAAAGGCUGGAGGUGCUUUGAUCCUAGCAUUAAUCAUUGCUAUGUUUCAAGAAAUGCUUUAUUUAAAGAAGCUUCAUCUUUGUGGUUACUUGUGGGUUUACAAGUUGAAAACUCGACCAUAUGGUUCUAUGGAGAGAUACAAGUUGCGGCUGGUGGCUAGAGAAUUUUCUCAACGAUAUGGACUUGAUUGUAAUGAGACAACCAGUCCUCUUGGAAGUUAUGGCAAAUGGGUGUCAAGAAUGCUUUUUUCCACAGAGUUAGAUUGUAUAAUAUAUAUAGAGCAACCACAAAGUUUUGAGGACACAGUGGCAUCUUCAGAUCCAAGUCUAUUUAUGAAGGAACGUGAAGAUGCAUGCCAAAGAUCUCCUACAAAAGUUUGGAAUGCUUUGAUGCAAACCAAUCUCUACCCCAUGGAACCGAAUGCUAAGCUAUGUUCAUAUGAAGGCAAAGAUUUGGAGGAUGCUAUUAUGUAUCGUCAACUUGUGGGAAGCCUAAAUUACUUGACGUUGAUGUGA
Messenger RNA from Olea europaea var. sylvestris, 525 nucleotides. RefSeq lists its product as uncharacterized. Bases 1 to 525 code for a protein of 174 amino acids. The transcript has 4 exons. The record is from RefSeq and is a predicted model, not a curated record. Lineage: Eukaryota; Viridiplantae; Streptophyta; Magnoliopsida; Lamiales; Oleaceae.